GGUCCGCCUGCGCGCGGCCCCGCCGCCCCACGCACGCGCCUCCCUCGCUCCCGGCGCUCACGCUCGCGCGCACUUUUCUCCAGGCCCGCGCGCACUUUUCUCCAGGCCCGCGCGCACUUCUCUCCAGGCCCGCGAGCACUCGACGACCGCCGUCCAGGUCCCUCUGAAACCCGGUCGCACCAUGUCUUCGCCUCCUGAGGGGAAGCUAGAGACGAAAGCUGGACACCCGCCCGCCGUGAAAGCCGGUGGGAUGCGAAUUGUGCAGAAACACCCGCAUUCUGGAGACACCAGAGACGAGAAGGAAAAAGACGACCAGGAGUGGGAAAGCCCCAGUCCACCCAAACCGACCGUGUUCAUCUCCGGUGUUAUCGCCCGGGGUGACAAGGACUUCCCCCCGGCAGCCGCCCAGGUGGCCCACCAGAAGCCCCACGCCUCCAUGGACAAGCACUCUUCCCCGAGGACACAGCACAUCCAGCAGCCUCGCAAGUGACUGGCGAGGACCCGGCGCCCUCACCAGCUGUGCCGCAGUUCCCCGACACUUGGUAUUUCCCCAGAAAGAGAACUGGCAUUUUCUUCAAGACACU
Molecule: messenger RNA, 584 nt
Organism: Mesoplodon densirostris (Blainville's beaked whale)
Lineage: Eukaryota; Metazoa; Chordata; Mammalia; Artiodactyla; Ziphiidae
Gene: DAP
Product: death associated protein
Exons: 4
Coding region: 182-490 (102 amino acids)
Biological process (GO): apoptotic signaling pathway; negative regulation of autophagy; cellular response to amino acid starvation
Molecular function (GO): death domain binding
Source: RefSeq, a predicted model, not a curated record